Molecule: messenger RNA, 2758 nt
Organism: Vitrella brassicaformis
Lineage: Eukaryota; Vitrellaceae
Source: the annotation of a GenBank genome assembly
AUGGAGGUCAAAAGUCGUUGCCGCCUACACACGCACUCAUCCAUCCCUCGGUCUGGUGUCUUCUGCAGGCCCUGCAGUGCCUGGGGGAUGAGCUUGAUGAGGUGUGGGGCCUGGCACGAGGACUUAUGGACGCUGCCAACAAAGUCAUGGACCUGGCAAUCAAGGAGAAAAUGCAGAAAGUGGAGGACCUCUUCAACAAGGAUGAGCGUGUCAGGAUCGUCUACUUUACAGACAAUGGGAUGGCCGUGGAGAGGAUGGGCCCCUUCCAGGAUUUGGGUAUGACCUAUACAUGCACACGCAUUCAUAAUGGCGGCACGUUUGGUGCGCCGCUGCGUACUGCGUGCAGUGACCUUCUACAUCGAUGCCAUGAAGAAAUUCUACCUCGACGGUGACUUCCAUGUGUUUCAGUAGUCCAGUCAGAGACAGAGACAUCACCUCCGCCUCUUCGUCCGUCCGUCUGUCUGUCUGUCUGUCCUCCCUCCGUCUGCUUGUCUGUCUGUCUGUCUGUCUGUCUGGACCAGCAGUGCCUCAGAUACCCCCGCCAGGCCAGGAAAAAGUCUACGCAGACCGUCACUUUCGUUUUCUGACACAAAAUUCCAUGGGCACUGCCGCAUCGGAAUUACUGGCGAUUAUGAAAGCCCAGCUGGAGCAUGUGGUACGUGGAUACACACGCAUGCGCGUCAGUCCGUCCGUUUGUGUCUCGCGAUCUCGUGCAGCAACAGGAGGUGGACGGCGCCAUCAUUCUGAUUUUCGGCGUGGCGUCCCUGACACUUAUUGUGCCGCUCUUCUCCUGCAUCUACUCCGUCUGGGCGGUGAGGAGGAAACUGCGGCAAUUCGACGAGAGAGCCACGCCACCCCUCGCCCUUCAUCUCACCCUCGAGCUCACUGCCAAGCAGAAGCGCUCCCUGCAGGCAUGCCAGGCAGCCAGCCAGCUAAAGCGGAGUAGCAAGUGCACGUAUGCGAACAGUCACAUGUGUGGGUGUGUGCAGAAACGCUUUCGGAAAGGGAGAAAGGCGCACAAGAUGGGAUUGAGUGACCUCGGUCUAGCGGAUGAUGUCUCCUCUAAGCACGCCAGCGACUUUGGUGACUCACCCAGGUGGGCGACAUGCGCAUGCCUCGCCCUUAGCGGCGUGUCAUGUCUCCUCGUGUUUGUUCGUCCACAGAAAAGGAAGCCACCGAUGCUCGUGGGAGGAGGAGCCCGACAGCGUGAGCAUCCAUCAAUGAUCAUCACAAUGCAUCGAUGAUCACAAUUCAUCGAUGAUGUGUCUAUCUCUAUUGUGUCGUGUCUCCCAGGAGACAAUUGGCCAAGGAAGGCAUCGGUCGUCAGUGAGCACGAUAGCGACCAAGAGGCUCUCCGCGUCGCCCCGCCACGCCAUCGAGGACGUUCAGCACGUGUCGGCUCGCCAUCGCCUGACGAAUGAGGUGGUUCAGCAGUUUGUGCCGCCAACCGACACGGACAUGAGCCCUCUUAGGGCUUCACCUCUCAGCAAGGGCAAGACACUGGACCAGUGCUCAGUCGCCGUUGAGCGCGACGACAGCAUGGCCAGCAACGGGCAGAUAUCAGACGAGGAUCAAGGCGAGCUGCCAGAGCUCUACGGUGGUAAGUGGCGACCAAUAAACCGAUCUUUCGCUCUGUUCUAUCUUUGCUCGCUAAGCAGACAGCGCCAACGUGAUGAGCGCCACGUCACCGCAAUACCAGCGUCGCGAUAGUCCGCCUGGCGUCGUGGGAGACACGGACGAAGCACCCGAUGAUAACCAAGAUGCAGAGGUUGACCAAGUGAGCGCUCACGUGGCUGGCAUGAAUGGAUACACUCGCUGCUGUUUGCACGGAUGGACACGCAUAGGAUCAGAUGCCCUUCGUCGUUGUUAAUAGAGACUCAUCGGGUGGUGAAGGGGGUGAGGCGCUGGGCGAGGAGCCUGGUUCGGGCACUCUCUCUCCGCGUUCCGGCACCGCCUCUCCGCGGUCUCCCCUCCGCUUUUCGGAUCGAAAGGCUGUCCACAAGUAUCCGGCCAGACAGGACUCGAUUGAGUUCAAGAAAGAAAUGGUGGGUGCUUCGGCUGGCUGGGCAUCCAGGGAUUCACGUCAUUCAUCUCAUCUGACUGCGUGUGCCUGUCCCCGUUCUGGCUGCAGAUGGCCGAGAAGCUCAAAAAGUUCCACGCGCAGCUGGAAGGUACCGCCGCGCCAGCCUCCGGCCCCAGCAGUAAGAAGCGUCCCGCCCGCCAAGACAAGAACACCAAUGCAACCACAGCCAUAACCGAGUCUGCCAACCCCAUGUCCAGCUUCAUCAGCGACUCAGACGGCCGCAGGGGAUCCUCAGUGACAAUCGACGCCUCGCCAAUGUCGGCCGCUCAGGAGGUCCGGCCGUACCAGCCUGCAGAAGUGGUCGCCAUCCCCGUAACAGCUGCGGCGAGGAAGCAGUCCGAGGGGGCAGCGACACAGGGGCGGUCCAUCAUGAGGAGAACUGAUUCCGCUGAGACCGCGCGCACUGAGGUGCAUAACAUACAUGGGCGUCUCCAUACACAUGCACGUGUGAUAUACAUACAUGUGUAUGUGUGUGUGUACAGCGCACCGCCAAGGCCAGAGGAAACCGGUGUUCACGCUGCAUUGAGAAAGCGUGGAACUCGACGAUCGGGCGGCUCCUCUCUGGCAAGUCGUCACACUCGUGCUGGUGAGUGAGGAAGGCAGGUCUGUACAGCACACAUGUAUGUAUUUGCCCAUUAAUCCAUUCCGUCCAUCAGGGGUUUUGGGCGUUCCUGA